Messenger RNA from Pantherophis guttatus, 4613 nucleotides. RefSeq names its product adaptor protein, phosphotyrosine interacting with PH domain and leucine zipper 2 (gene APPL2). Gene Ontology annotation, biological process: signaling. Lineage: Eukaryota; Metazoa; Chordata; Lepidosauria; Squamata; Colubridae. Gene Ontology annotation, cellular component: cytoplasm; endosome membrane. Gene Ontology annotation, molecular function: protein binding. The record is from RefSeq and is a predicted model, not a curated record.
CUGUUUAACACACCCCUGGGUUCCUGGACUGCGCCCCUGACCCCUUUCUCCCUGCAUUUUAGUGUGGAAGAAAGGAGAAAAAAGGAGGCUCAGGAGGAAAGACGCCGGAUUCCGCAGGCUGUUUUGCUCGCGCGUUCGGUCUCCUGGGCGAAGCCGACCCAGCGUCCAGAAUCCGACGUGUCAGCAAGAACGUUUGGCCAGCGCUCUCCGCUGCGAAACCAGCCUAACGCGAUUCCCGAUCGCCUCGCUCUCUCUCUCUCUCUCUCCAGCGCCAGGCAAUGCCCGCCGUCGACAAACUUCGCCUAGAAGACGCUCUGCAAGAUAGUCCGCAGACCCGCUCUUUGCUGAGCGUAUUUGAAGAAGAUGCAGGAACACUCACAGAGUACACCAACCAACUGCUUCAAGCAAUGCAGAGAGUCUAUGGGGCACAGAAUGAAAUGUGCCUGGCAACACAACAGCUUUCCAAGCAUCUUCUUGCCUAUGAAAAACAGAAUUUUGCCUUGGGGAAAGGAGAUGAAGAAGUGAUAUCUACGCUUCAGUCCUUCUCAAAAAUUGUGGAUGAGCUUAACGUUUUACAUUCUGAACUGGCAAAACAGCUUGCAGACACAAUGGUUCUUCCUGUCAUCCAGUUUCGUGAGAAAGAUCUUACAGAAGUAAGCACUUUAAAGGAUCUCUUCAGUCUUGCAAGCAAUGAACAUGACAUCUCCAUGGCCAGGUACAGCAGGCUACCCAAAAAGAAAGAGAAUGGAAAGCUAAAAGCUGAAGUUGCCAAAGAGGUCGCCAGUGCCCGAAGGAAGCAGCAUCUGUCAUCAUUACAAUAUUACUGUGCCUUGAAUGCUUUACAGUAUCGUAAAAGAAUUGCUAUAAUGGAGCCCAUGCUGGGAUAUGCACGCUCACAGAUUAAUUUUUUGAAGAAAGGAGCAGAGAUGUUUUCAAAAAGGCUGGAUGGCUUUUUAACAUCGGUUACAAAUACGGUGCAGAGCAUCCAAGAAGAAUCAGAUGCUGAAGUUGAAGCCAUGCGGGUAUCUCAGCAAGAUCUGCUUUCAGUUGGUGAAUCAGUAUAUACACCCGAUUUUGAUGCUUCUCCUGUCAUCAACAAAAACCUCAUCCAGAAAGCAGGCUAUCUAAACCUUAGAAACAAAACAGGCCUUGUGACAACCACGUGGGACAGGCUGUAUUUCUUCACUCAGGGUGGAAACUUGAUGUGUCAGCCCAGGGGUGCAGUCGCUGGUGGAUUGAUUCAAGAUUUGGACAACUGCUCUGUGAUGGCCAUUGACUGUGAAGACCGACGUUACUGCUUUCAGAUCACCACUCCAACAGGAAAACCAGGCAUAACCCUCCAGGCAGAAAGCAAAAAGGAAUAUGAGGAGUGGAUAAGUGCAAUCAACAACAUUUCACGACAGAUCUAUCUGACUGACAACCCAGAAGCAGUUGCCAUUAGGUUAAAUCAGACAGCACUGCAAGCUGUGACUCCAAUUACGAGCUUUGAAACGAAGCAAGGUAGUCACUCCUCCAGCCAGGAUGGGAAGUGCAUGGAUAUUCUAAAUGACCAGACAGUUCCAGAGGAGUCUGCUGAAGCUCUCAUCCCCACGGAGUUAAUUGCACCUGGAACUCCCAUUCAGUUUGACAUUGUGCUUCCUGCAACAGAGUUCCUAGAUCAGCACAGGGGUGGAAGACGUACCAAUCCUUUUGGAGAAUCGGAAGACGGCGAGAAAGAGGAUGAAGCAGAUUCACUCCUACAGCACAUGUUUGUAGUUCGGUUUUUAGGCUCUAUGGCUGUCAGAUCUGACCAUACAGUGGAGGUGAUAUAUGAAGCAAUGCGGCAGGUGUUGGCAGCUCGGGCUAUUCAUAAUAUUUUCCGUACAACUGAAUCCCAUCUCUUGGUCACCAGCAAUGACCUGAAAUUGAUAGAUCCUCAAACACAAGUUACAAGAUCAAAUUUUGAACUAGCCAAUGUGACACAGUUUGCUGCUCACAAGGAAAACAAGAGGCUGUUUGGGUUUGUGGUUUGUGUCUCUGAAUUGUCAGGUGAAGACGGAAUGAGUGCUUAUGUGUUUGAGAGUAACACCGAAGGUGAAAAGAUUUGCUAUGCAAUAAAUCUGGGGAAGGAAAUCAUUGAGGCUCGAAAGGAUCCAAAAGCUCUAGCUCAAUUAAUAUCAUCCAUGCCUCUUACUAACGAUGGAAAAUUCAAGUUACUGAAUGAGCGAUCAGAAGAGGACAAUGCUGUACAUGGAGAAGGACAGGAGUCAGAAGCAUAACUGAUAAUUUCUCUCAGUGGAGAUGAUGGUGCCCAUAAAAGAGUAUGCCCUGUGCUCUCAGCUGUGGUCCAACAUAGGUGGGCUAGAGGAAACCCCAACAGAUGAGAACUUGAUCCAGAUAUUUGGUAUAGAAACUGACAGACUUUUUAAAAUUCUUCAUCAGUACCAAGACAUCCUGAUACUGAUGAGAGGACCACAAGGUCAUCACUACCACCAGCAAAGAUUUAAUUGCUCAUGAACAUGCAUUCACAAAAUUUAUAAAUAAAUACACACCUGUUUCACAUAAUUCUAUUAGCUAUAGUAGAGAGGAAGAAAUUGCACAGGCCACAAAGUUUCUGAAAGUCUGAAUUAAAAUACAGAGGCACUUCACAGAAAAAAAAUAAUAUUUUGCAUCUUAAGCAAAAUAGGUAGAAGAAUUUAAAUGUUUGGAAUAUAGUUUAGAUAGCAGAAUUGAAGUGUUUGGAUUAUAAUCUCAGUGAUAAAUACUUUAUUUGCUCCUAUUUGCAUACCUUUUAAAAAGUAAUGGGAAAGCUAUUUUAAACUAGGCUAUUUAGAAAGCGAUUCAAUAGCAGUUUCUACUAAUAUUUAUUUUUAUACUUUUAUCUGAGUUAAACUUUCAAAAUUAAGUGCCUAAUUUGUGAUAAUAUAAAACAAAUAACUCAAGCGAAUAGAAAAUAAAAGGACCAGAAAGCAAGUUAGAACGAUUAUGAAUCUCAGUUAUUUACCAAGGCUGAAGGAAAGAUGAACGAGUGGUUGUCACUGCUAUUCAAAUAAGCCUGUUGGCUAACAUUUUUGCACUGUUCUGUAAGAUGAGAUAAUGGCUUUCCCACUUUCACAUGGAAGUUUACAAAUUUGAUAGAAGAGGGACUCCAUUCCUCAGACAAAACAAUUUCUUCCAACCUAGAUAUAAGUAGCACCAGAAGCAUUUUCGCACUGCCCUGGGAAAUGCAGUUUCUUCAGAAAGAAGAUCAAGCUAGCCAGUGCUUAUACUAUCUUCCUUAUUUGAUAUUCUUCCUUGUGGGGCCAGCACAAAUUUGGAUAUAUGUGUUUUGGCAGCUUUAGGUUUACUCUUUUAAAUUAUAAACACAUUGUAAGUAAAUUACAAUGAUAGCUGGAUCUCAUGAAGAAUUUUAUCUGUCUUUGAUGGUUUAUAUGAUGUUAAAAACAAAGUCCACAUCUUGCACUACAACAGUUUCAGCAAUAAUGGUUAAAGUAAGAGCCUGAAAAAUAGGUGAGAAUUUAUGUAAAUUAUAGUACAGGACAUGUUAUGAUUUAGUAACAGAUCUUUAAAAAGAUUUUUAAACCAGAAGGCUAGAAAAAUAUCAGUACAUUUUCUGAAAGAGUAUUGUACCGAAGUUUUCUGCAUUAAUGAUAUUUGAAUUGUUCUACUUAGUACAAUAGAUAUGAGCAGAGGUGGGUUUCAGCAGGUUCUGACCAGUUCUGGAGAACCGGUAGCGGAAAUUUUGAGUAGUUCGGAGAACCGGUAGUAAAAAUGCUGACUGUCCCUGCCCCCAUCUAUUCUCUGCCUCCCAAGUCCCAGCUGAUUGGGAGGAAAUGGGAAUUUUGCUGUAACCUUCCCCUGGAGUGGGGAGGGAAUGGAGAUUUUACAGUAUCCUUCCCCUGCCACGCCCACCAAGCCACGCCCCCAGAACCAGUAGUAAAAAAAUUUGAAACCCACCAUUGGAUGUAAGUAGAUCAAAUCAUUUAAGUGCAAUAAGCUUAUAAUAGCUGAAGCUGCUCCCAGGUUAAUAUUAACGUCCAAUCUAGUUGAUAUAAACUAUAUGCAGUGAAACAGAAAUGGAUCAUAAUUAGACUGCUUUAGAGCAGGCCUGUCAAACUGGCGGCCUGCAGGCCCGAUAAUGGCCCAUGCAGGCCACACCCACCCCACCCCUGCAAAGCAAAAACACUGUGAUACCCCUGCUCUAGGGAUUGAAGCAGAAGGUAUUGUAGAGAUUCCACACAGGUAUCUUAGUGGUGAUUCAUCCAUAAAUGAAGAAUUAUUAGAACUGACUGACAAAUGAUUAUAUUUAAGCAAGUAUACUUCACUGUUUUUGUUAUCCAUUAGGAAGAACACAUUUCUAAAGGAAAUUUAUUUCAAUACUUACUACAGAAUAAAUUAUAUUUCAGUUAGCCCUAUGAAGUUGAUUAAAUCAAUCCUAGCGUUCUGGCUUAGCUGUAGAUUGAAGUAUCUACAUUGGCAAACCUGGUUCUCAUUAAAGAUAACAGCACAUUCAAGGAAGUCAAAACAUUCCAGGCUUGUGACCACUAUAUACAAAUCCAUUUUUUUUCCAAAGUUGCAUUUAUUAACAUUAUGUACAGAAUAUCUAACAGAAUAAAGUAUUGAGGUAACAGGUU